CAAGAAAUAUCCUGGUGUUUGAGAGGAAUGGAGGGCAUGAUUUGCAUUUUGAGUGGAGCGGGUUUGAGUGUAGUUGUGUUGUUGAGGUGCCGGACUCACCAGGAACACCAAGGACGCCGGAGACAACGGAGACAUCGGAGACGGAGACCUCGGAGACGGAGAGGGUGGUUCCUUCGGCGAUCAGACUGUUCACGGCAGAAAUGGAUCGCUCUGGUGAGGAACUGUAUCAGAAGUACCUGGAGGCGUCUAACGAGAUGUACUUCCCUCCCGAAUCGGAAGAUCUGCCGAAACCGGUCACCCAGGCGUAUGAUAUGUGGUCGAUGGGCGUGCUGAUGCUGGAUGUGCUAGUUUGGGGGCUGUAUGGGGGCAAGAAUUUGGGGAUUGAUGAGGUUUUUGGGGAAAUGGGCACCCAAAGACCCCCCUCACCACUCAACACCGAUUCCGUCUCCCCCAAAGUCUUCAAGCGAACCAAAGUCAACGCCGAACCGAGCAAUACGAAACUAUACGAACCUUUCUGCCCGUCCGAACUUGACGCCGACGCCAACGCCGACGCUCCUUCCCCUUCCACGCCCAGAUCCUCUGGCAGCCAUGAAACUGCCGUCGAAAUGCGACUAAAGCUCACCAUCCUGGACCGGAAUUUCCCACAUCCUCGAGGAUCUCGUCGAUGCCCCGCGUGUCAGACAGUGGUGUAACUGCAUUAUAAGCCUUCUUGAACCGGAUCCAAGUAAGCGGGUGAUGACAGCCGGUGAGCUGUGUCAACUGCUUCAGCCGGAUACAGAGUUGGGGGGUAGACCUACAUUGCCUACCACUGUAUAUGUGGAUGGUAUACGCUAGCCGG
Molecule: messenger RNA, 838 nt
Organism: Neurospora tetraspora
Lineage: Eukaryota; Fungi; Ascomycota; Sordariomycetes; Sordariales; Sordariaceae
Exons: 2
Coding region: 201-692 (163 amino acids)
Source: RefSeq, a predicted model, not a curated record